This is a messenger RNA of Porites lobata, 9090 nucleotides long. NCBI's taxonomy places the organism in Eukaryota, Metazoa, Cnidaria, Anthozoa, Scleractinia, Poritidae. The record is from the annotation of a GenBank genome assembly.
AGAACUUUUCGUAUCUAUGAUGACGAUGGCUCAAAGAACAUGAACUUUGAGGAGUUUAAACAAGGUCUUAAAGAUUAUGGACUUGAUUUGUCAAAUGAGGUAUGGACUGCGAUAUCAUUUUACACUUUUAUUGCCUUUUGAUGUAAAAAGUAAUUCAGCAGAAAAAAAUCCUAGUAAAAAUGUUCUUUCGCAAAUGAUUAAGACGGUACCCAUUAGGAAAUUGAAAUUUUAACUUUCAGUGGACAAAAAACCUUUUUUUAAGAAUAUUUCAAGCCAUAUCGCAUUCCUUUUUACACUUUUCAAGGGCUAUAGAUGUACCGUAAUUCGCGUAAAUCCUCUAUUAAGCCCCCCGGGGGGCGUAUUUUUUUCAAGCACUUUUUAGGAGGGCUUUAUAGAGAGGGGGGCUUAUUCAAUUUGGCGAAAUGCAUCAGCGGGAGCAAGGUUUCUCGACGACGGACUUGUGGUUCCAGGGCGUUAUACUGCUUUUUCUAACAAUAAGAAAAUGGCAGCAAUAGAGCGUAAAGUUGAAAAAGUUAAGCACAUGAAGCUGGAGGUCAUGUGGCCGAAGACCAAAAACAAUAUGAACUUCCAGCCUGAAUAAACCAUAACUGAUCAGUACACGUUAAUUGUUUGCGAAGAAUAAGAAUGGAGGGGAGGGGGGAGGGGGGGCUUAAUAGAGAGGGGGGCUUAUUAACUUCCCUCCUAUAAAAAGGGGGCGCUUAUUAGAGAGGAGGGGCUUAUUUGAGGGGGGGGGGCUUAAUAGAGGAUUUACGGUAAUUAGCUAUCUGUAAUAACACCAAAGAUGAUCUCUUACCGAAGCCCGAGAAAAUAAAUCUCAAAGUUCACAGGAAUUGAGAAAACACAGGUAAAAUCGUUAUCCAUAAGAUUUCAUUUUGUGGAAUUUGAAUAAAAGAAGGAGAUGUUGGUAAAGAGCAUAAGACAAAGAAGUUAAGGAAAAACAAUGCUAACAGACUGCUGGUCAAUUUGUUUGUGUUCUUUAUUUAAGCUUAAAUUCUAAGCUAAAAAUUGUCACUCUGAUUGACAACGCACUUUUACAAAGUAGAACUUACUAGUAAAUAAAAUAACGAUGCAAUCUAUUUUUUUAAUGCAGGAGGUUACAGAGGUGUUUUCUUAUUUUGACAAAGAUGGAUCUGGUCAAAUCAGCUUUGAUGAGUUUCUUGUUGCUUUACGAGUAUGUAACAUGUUUUACUCGGAUUUGUAUUCAUCACCAUCACUACUUGUCUUCAUAAUAAUAAUAAUAAUAAUAAUAAUUAAUAUUACAGUCGACUCCCGAUAACUCGAACCUUGAAGGGAAAUCGAAAAAGGUUCGACUUAUCGGGAGUUCGAGUUAUCGGGGGUUCCAAGAAAAUAGCCGAGAGUAAGGUAAAAAACAGUUUUCACCCCGGGUCAGCUGUCAUCAAAAAGUGGUCUCUUUCAAACUAGUUUUUUAAUUUUUAACCGUUUGAGCUGAGACUUUGCACGAUAAUAGAACUUUGCAUUCCCAACAAUCGUAUGUUUUUGGACUUUUUAUUUCAACGGUUUUUGGCGCGAAAAUGACGUCAUAAGAUUGACAGCAAAAAAUAGUUUUCGACUUAUGGCGUAAAAAACUGGAACUUUUAAAAGAACUUACAGAGAUGAGCUCAAAUGUGAAAAAAGUAUUUGUAAAGCUUAAUUGGUUGAAAAGUUAUUGAGCCGUGAAUUUCGUAUUUUCCGCCAUUUUGUUACUAUUUUUAGAAAUUUGAUGAUCUUUAGAAUGUCAUAUCUUCUUAACCAAAUGAGGUUUUCAAAAACUUUUUUCACAUUCAGGUUCUUCUCUGAGUACUCUUUCAAACUUGCUAACCUGUUAUGGCAUAAGUUAAAACUUAUAUUUUGCUGCCAAUCUUAUGACGUCAUUUUCGCGCCAAAAACCGUUAAAAUCAAAAAUCCAAAAACAUACGAUUGUUGGGAAAACAAAGUUCUAUUAUCGUGCAAAGUCUCAGCUCAAACCGUUAAAAAUUGAAAAACUAGUUUGAAAGAGAUCACUUUUUGAUGACAGCUGACCCGGCGUGUUUUACUGCACAGUGAACAUUUUAAUCACAUUUGAUUGCAGAAAUGUCAAGUGAAAAUUAAGAGAUACUUUUAUAUUAUAAAUCAGAAGGUAACGUAACAAAACAUCGCCUAAAUAGAGCAGGGGUUUUACUGCUUUGAGAAGAAAAGCUGCUUCACGUUAGCCUGUGACAAUCAACAUCAGCUUCCACUAGUAAACUAUACUCCUACAACACGUCAAUAGGAAAUCUAAAAUUCAAUGUUUUGGAUGCCGGUAGACGGCUUUUCCCCCGACUUUUUAAGGGCUCAAAACAUGGUUCGAGUUAUCGAGGGUAAAAUUAUAUAGAAAAUGACCCGAGGGGAAACGAAAAUUAGUUCGAGUUAGCGGGAUUUCGAGUUAUCGAGGUUUCGAGUUACCGAGGGUAAAAUUACAGUGAAUGUAUGAGGGAAAUCCAGGGGAAAUCGAUUUUGGUUCGAGUUAGCGCGAGGUUCGAGUUAGCGAGGGUUCGAGUUAUCGGGAGUCGACUGUAUUAUUAUUAUAAUUAUUAUGAUUAUUACUAUUAUGAGUAUUAUUAUUAAUAAUAUUAUUAUUGCCAACGAGCAGGGCGGCAGCCAAAUAGAGCAGUGGGCAGAAAAAAUCUCGAAUCGAUGUAACAUAUAGUAAUGUAAGGUACCUUUCAUGACGUAAUGCAGAACAAAAAAUGCAUCGUUUUCAAUUUUCUUUUCAACCUGUUAAUCUGCUCCUUUCUUUGAAGCUCUUGCUGACCAUCGCUCUCAUUACCGAGUGCCGUAAUAGAGGCUUCUAAUGAUCAGCUUCUUUUAAGGGAGGUAGAGUGUUUUCACAUGACGUCACGGCAGCCAUGUUGUUGCCCCAAAACAAUAGAGAGUCCUCACGCCACGUUGCCAUGGUAGCAAGAGUUUUGGAUGACGACAAACCAAUAAAGUCAUUUAAAAGUGUAUUUGCACUAUUUCAAGCUUCACCGAUCUUAUUCAAUUUCGUUUGAUUUGGCAAAUCUUGGCGAAAUUUUCUUUGGGACCGUAUCUAUCGCUAUCUAAGUUUAGAAAAAGAAAGUGACAAUUUUUGUGUUGUGUUCACCUACUCCAUAAAGCAGGCUCGUGAAAUUAGGAAGUUUCAUGACGUAGUGGUGCAACGAUGGCAAAGAAAUGUAGAAAAUAGCAUGAUUCGCGUACAAAGUUGUUGUUUGUAAAUAUAAACAUCUUAUUUUUCUGCCGUUCUUCUUGCCGUCGCCGUCGUCGUCGUCGUUGGUUUUGUUGUCAUCCAGAAAUAGUCCUACCAUGGUAACGUGACGUCACACUUCUCCUCUCUAUCCUGUGGGAGUUUAAAACUCUUUUCUUCUUUUUCCUAUAAACUUGCACAGAUGCUGGCAACAUGAGUGAAAAGACUCUUAACCUGAGAUCAGGCGUUAUUUUUUUAUAGACUUAAAGGGAUAAUAGGGAGAGGGCAUGAUCUCAGGCUAAAACAUUCUAUACAUACAUAAUCAUACUUUAUUUUUUCCUCCCCAAGGAGGCUUUUCAGGAACAAUCAUUAUUUAAGAGUAUUACAUUUAACUAAAUACAACACUCAACUUUGUUCUAAUUACAAUGCUUUAAACCAGUUACAAAUUACAAUACUUUUUAAACUUAACUAAGAUUACCAAAAAUUUAUGUGAAAGUUAUCUAAAAGCCUGUUCCUUAACAGGCGUUUAAAAAUCUGAACAGAUUGGCUUAAUUUAAGAGAAGGUUCCAAAUUGUUCCAAAACUUAAUAGUCUGUAAUAAAAAGUUUACUGUUCGGAGGCUGUUCUGUUUAUCUUCCGGCUACUCUGAGUUGUUCGUUUACUAAAACAAAUGACUUGCUCACAGGGUGAUAAAUUGGGAAGUAAGAUAUUCAGGGGCUUUACCGGUCAUGCAUUUCUAACUCAAAGGGGCCCAUGUGUCAUGGCUUACCGGUUCAUUUUGCUUAUAAUACUGAUUAUGAGUCCUUGUUCACUAUGGAACUUACGAAAUUACCUGUAAAUAACAAAAUCACAGCGUUUUGUCAAACAAACACAUUUUAGUAUGUCUUCUACGCAUUAUAUAAAAUGUUACAAAGAACAAAAUUAAGGUUAAGGUAACAAGCUUUCAAAAACCACAGGGCUUCAAAUCGGAUUUUCAGGUGGUGGCCUGACAUCACAAGCUUUAAAUGCGUUAUUUUAUUUCAGGGAAACUUAGAAGGUCCUAGGUUGGCAGUAGUGAAAGAGGCAUUUAAAAGAGCUGACAAGACAGGAGAUGGUGUGGUAACCUUUGAAGAUCUAAAAGGGUGAGUUGGUUUCAGAGUAUCAUAAAUAAGCCUGUUGAUUCAAUAUGUGCUUUUGACACCCCAAAUUCUUCUCAUUUCUCCAAACCCUGAUAUUUUUUACAACUUUUUCCAAUUUCUUGUUGUGUAUCCCUUAUUAUACAUAAAGCAAGGAAAACGUUUUAUAUGGAAUUCGUAGAUGACAAUAGCUGUGAUCUUGGGAAGCUGUUUAGAGGAAUGAAAGCACCGAAGGAUAGUCUUUAGCGAGCUUACGCAAAGACGACGCUGACGUCAAAGAGGACGUCAAAAAAUCAAAAGGUUUAGAUUGACAAAACAACAACUUUGCACGUGCAUCAUGCUUUUUUGCACAUUUCUUUGCCGUCGCUGCACGACUACGACGUGAAAACGCUUAAUUUAGCGUUUUGUGGGGGACGUGAACGCAAGACAACGACUUUGUACUUCGUUUCCUACACUUCGAUACUGUCUUUUAGAAUUCAACUCCAUAAAAAAUUGCAACAUUUGACGAACUGACUGAGAUGGAAUAAGCGCCAUAAAGAUUGAGGCAGCGCGUAUUCACUUUUUAAGUUACGUUUUCGUUGCCGUCGCCGUCGCCGUCGUCGUUGCUUAAGCUCUCCCUUUUGUUUCCCUGACUACCGUGAUAAUCGCGCUCUAGCUGAUGACAUAGAUGGAUUCUUUCGUCGCAAGAUCAAUAAUAUCCGGAAUCAAAUUAGAAUCGUCAGAGCCGCUAUGAAAGAAGAGGACAAAGUUGAAGACGAUUCUGUAGUAAUGGAGAAUCAGCGCAUAUAUGAGUUUCGUAACUUCUCUUGAGAAGAUGUCCGCAGCCUCGUCCAGAAGUCAGCUAAAAGACCUGCACCCUCGCCCCAAUGCCGACAUCUAUGGUCAUAGCCUGCCUAGAGGAGCUUCUUCCAGUAAUAACGUGUAUACUAAAUUCCUCUUUGGGAUCAGGUCAUCUUCCCUCUCUAUGGAAAGAAGCUCUUGUAGAACCACGCCUUAAAAUAUCUGGGAAAGACAUCUCGUUUUCAAACCUACUACGAGUUACCUCCAGUUUAUAUCAAAACUUGCUAAGCGCGCGGUAUUUAAUCAGGUUCACGAGCAUGUGAUGAAGUUCCAGCUUUAAACAUUAUUACAAUCUGCCUACCGCUCUGGUUACAGCACAGGUACCGCGCUGCUUAAGGUGCACAUUGACAUUCUGUUAAGCAUGGAUAAACAGAGGGUCACACUGCUGGUACUUCUCGACCUAAGUGCGUCCUUUGGUACUGUAAACCACCAGGUGUUGCUCAAGCGAUUAGAAUCUUGCUUUGGAAUAUCUGGGACUGCACUUCACUGGUUUAAAUCAUACCUCGAUGGAAGAUCUCAGCGCAUCUGUGUUGGAGGUUGCUGCUCUAAGAAGUUUGGUCUACCCCAUGGCGUCCCUCAAGGUGCAUGCCUUGGUACCCUAUCGUUUACAAUUUACGCAAGCAAGUUAUUUAAAAUAGUCAAGGCUCACCUUCCGGAUAUGCAUGCCUACGCAGUCGAUUCUCAGCUCUACCUAUCUUUUAAGCCGGGUUCUGAGGACAACCAGACUGAAGCCGUCGAUGCUGCGCUGGAAUGUAUUUAAGAAAUUAGGGCAUAGAUGGCGCGGACCAGCGAAAGCUUAAUGAAGACAAAACCGAGGACAUAUUCUGCUGCUUGCACUGCAUAAAGUCGCUGUGAUCUCUUUCAAGGCUAUUCGCAAUCUGCGGCCUAUAUUGAACGAUGUUCUGGCUAUAACCUGGGGAGUAAUGUGGGCGUCAUUUUGUGUGACCCAACCGUUAAGUUCAAAUGCACUCUUGGGGACAGAUCAUUUACUGCAGCUGCUCCAAAGAUAUGGAACGGUUUAGCGGGCUAUAUUAAGAAAGAGAAUGAUUUUGAUAAGUUUAAGAGACUCAUCAAGACGUACUAUUUUAAAGAGGUCUAUAGCGACCUGCCUUGAGUUAUCGUAGGUUUAUAUUUUCAACUUUUAUCUCCUAUUUUUACUUCUUACUUGUUAUCAGGCUAGGCUAUUUUUCGUAGAAAAAAGGAAACCUAAAAUUCUCGGAUUCAAAAUAUGAGGGAGAGAGGAAUCAAAAAGAUUUUCUUUUUCGCAACGCGCUAAACUGCAUUUAAAAUUUUCGCGAAAAUAAUAUUGAAGCCUUUGCAAUUUUAAAAAAACGUAUCAAGUUUUCCUAGGAAGACCAAACAAAUGGAGAUUUUAUAGCGCCGCUUAGAAUGCAUUUGUAAAGGUCUCAAAGUACUCUGGAUAGUCUAAAAUAGUGUUUUUAACGCAUUUGGGAGGAAACCGCCGUUGGGUGCCCCUGAUUUUAGCCUGGGACCCGUCUCCGCAGUGGGGUCAAAAGGCAAAAAACGGGGUCAAACACGAAAAAUAUGGGCGAGCAAAGCGAGCCUAGCGGCCGCCCAGCGGUGGCCACCCUUUCUCCUCCCUAGAUUACCUCUCGGUUCACUUCGCUCGCCUAUUUUUUCCCCAUUGGGGAGUCUGGUCCCGGGUUUAAAUAUGAAUUCAUAAAUAGACUCCCCCUUCCAGGUUUUUUUUUUCAAGUUUUAGUAAAUGAGCAGGAACAGAAUAUCCAUCGACGCUAGUGAAAGAAGUGCCUUGAAAUUAGGAACCUUACCAAGAUUAAAAGUCAAACAAGUUAAGAUAUUGCCCCACAAAAAGUCGCAGAAUUUUACAGUGUUUUACGGACGAUUUUAUGGUGGUGGUCUUUGCUGCGCUAUAUCUUUGUUAGUUGUCAACGGAACAAAUGAAGUUCAAGCUUGGAAUCUUUGCUAAUUUGAAGGAAUUCUUUCUCACUCUGGUUUGUUUUGAUGGAUAUCAACUGGUCCAAGUCGAAAGUUGAAAUAAAAAACGAUGAAGGAUCUAUUUCACCAUUUCUUGCAGAGUCUACAAGGUCACUGAGCACCCAAAAUACAAAAAUGGGGAAUGGUCGGAAGAUCGGGUGUUUAAAGAAUUUUUAAACAGCUUUGAGCCAGACCCGUCAAGCCGAGACGGAAAGGUUAGUUGUCUUUAUUGAUAGUCAUAAAAAUGGAUAGAAAAGGUGACAUUUCCUGACAGGAUUUGAACUCUACUGACUUUCUAGACACUGAGUUAGGGCCUCGAAACUAGACUCGUUAUCCAAAUUAAGCACUCUAUGAUUUUAAUUAGGAUGAUUUUGGCAAGUUUACUGAUUUGUCCAGCGGUUUCAUCAUAACUGUCGAACUGAAUUUCAACUGGUUAGCUCAAUCUACUGAACAGGAGGUCGCGGAUUCAAACCUUUGCCGGACCAACACUCAGGGUCUUAAAAUAACUCAGGAGAAAGUGCUGCUUUUGCAAUAAUGACAUCUGAAAACCAUUAGACUUUCUAGUCUUUUCGGAUAAGGACGAAAAACCGUAGGUCCUGUCUGGCGGCACCUUAACUUGUUUGGUUCUUGCGGGACGUAAAGAACCUCAACCACUUUUCGAAAAGAUUAUAGGGGACGUAUACUCCGUUGGUGUGGUAUCCUGGACUGGGCGGGAUAUCUGUAAGGACACACCUAAUUAAAAUAAUUGGAGCCCUGCUAACUGUUGUGUGUUCUGCACCAUGUGGUGGACGUGAUUAGAUAAUAAAUGGAAGAGCUAGUAAUAACCAAAGGUUACGGAAUGCGAGCGACAACGAUCGGAGCUCCAAACGCUUUUGUUCCAACACUGUGCUUUGCGUAACGGGUCAGAUGGACAAAAUAAAACACUCGUGAUCAGUACGAGGGGAGGAAGGUCGAAAUGCGCGUGAUCAAAUUGCGUUUUCUCGUAGUGUGAAGUACAAACGAAUACUGGCUACAUACAUGACGCAUGCGAAAUGACAACCUGGAGAUUAGGAUUGCGGGCUCCUCUUGUCGCCCUCACUGAGUCGUAACAAUCUCAUUGCAUCAUUCUUGUUGCCCUAAGUUUCGCACAUUGUGAUGUGUACAAACAGUUUCAAUUAGUCCUUUAUCUCACAACUAUUAAUUUACGUAAUAAAAGGGCCUGAAAUCAUAAGCGAAACGUGCAUUACAUUUACAAUUCCUAUUUAUAUUCACGACUAAGAGACAGCAACGGGUGUGCAGCUCGAACUGUGAGCCUGAGUGUUUAUUGCCGUCCGAAUAGCUUACAAAGUUAAACAUCGUAACUAAAGAAUGAUAUACAAACACUCCUACAUAAAGUCACUCAGGUUAAACUAGACACAUGCGCAGCCUGAAACGAAAACGCGAUAAGAACCCAAUGGGAAAAAUUGGGAACGUAUUCUCCACUGCAUGACCAAUGCAGUCGCACAACCUCUGGGGGUUAAAGAUAAAAAGGUCAAUAGAUAGAUAUGUAAAGUAGGAUGUAAAAAUAAUAUAAAAAUUGAAAGUUUGAGAACUGAGAUAAAUAAGUUACACAUGACUGUCUACGGCUCACGUGCGUUCAUACCAACGGCAAAGUAUUUACAUUCCCUAUCACUGCCACUAAGUUUUAGGGUCCCGAAGGGGGGGAAUUGGGAGGAGCCCGGGAGCGGAUCAAGCUCUCUGGGGCGCUCUGCCGGGGAGCGGGAAACAUUCAGGGAUAAUUUUUUUUCCCGCCCCGCCGCCACAGAACCUGGAGAGCUUUCUCUCAGGCUAGCUCCGCCGAAUGUAAAUACAUUAUUUUUAACCUCUAGUUAUAUUGUUCUUUUGUAUUGAUUUUUAGGUCACAGAGAGAGAAUUCUUGGAUUACUAUGCUGCGAUUGGGGCAAGCAUUGGUAACGACGCUUACUUUGAACUCAUGAUGAGAAAUGCAUGGAAGAUGUAA